This is a messenger RNA of Puccinia triticina, 753 nucleotides long. RefSeq lists its product as uncharacterized. The transcript is spliced from 3 exons. Lineage: Eukaryota; Fungi; Basidiomycota; Pucciniomycetes; Pucciniales; Pucciniaceae. The coding region runs from base 1 to 753 and encodes 250 amino acids. The record is from RefSeq and is a predicted model, not a curated record.
AUGCUUCUUGUAGACCCGAAUUGCCCCUCUUUCAAUGACGAUACCCAACUCCGCUUCUUUGGGAAGUUCAUCUCAGUUGGAGAGGUGAGUCUUCCAUGCUGCUGGCUAAGUCAAGCGCUCAUACUGAUUUCUCCCCAGGCUUUGCAAUUCCUAAGGCUCCCUGAUGGUCUUACACCUCUUGCGACGAGGACAUAUGCUUGUUCAACCGGAGCUUGGAAUGAUGGACAGAGCCUUCUUCCCGUUAUCCUCAAAACUUCCGACGACUCAGACACCCAGUUGGAAAAAGGCAAAACGUACGCAGUCAAAGGUCAAAUCACUGGCUGUGAUUCUUUGGGAGUUCCAAAGUUUACGUGGGUGCCUGGAGACCAAAGGAUGUCUUACUUGGGCACGCGCUACGUAGAUUUUAAGCGGGUUCGGGUCUCAGGCGUUGGAUCAGUCAAGACAGUCCGUGUUAUCAAAAUUGGCGAUGGUGAUGAGGAAGACCUCCUCGACGUGACUGUAGAACACCUGGCGGAGGAACGAUUUGGGGGCGUCAUGCGCGUACACUGCCUUUUGGGGUGGAAGUAUUGUAAAGUUCCCAAAGACACAACGUUGUAUGUCGGGAGCAAGAUAUCAUACAAGGGGAAGUUGGAUGGCUUUGCCAAGUCAUGCGGUCGAAUGAUCAUUGAAGUGAACCGUGCGACCGUGAACUUCGCAGAGAUUCAGCUUCAGAGAUCAGAGUUUUUGCCGAGCUCUUCAGAAUACGAAAUUUGA